Xenopus laevis (African clawed frog) is the source of this 2439-nucleotide messenger RNA. RefSeq names its product coiled-coil domain containing 65 S homeolog (gene drc2.S). Gene Ontology annotation, cellular component: axonemal dynein complex; axoneme. The transcript is spliced from 9 exons. Gene Ontology annotation, biological process: protein-containing complex assembly; cilium-dependent cell motility; axonemal dynein complex assembly. Lineage: Eukaryota; Metazoa; Chordata; Amphibia; Anura; Pipidae. Bases 355 to 1857 code for a protein of 500 amino acids. The record is from RefSeq and is a predicted model, not a curated record.
CAGCUUUACAACCCCCACAUUUUUGGCUUAAAAGCUUUCACCUAAUUUUAAGGACUAUUUCUACUACAGAAUGAAUCCAUAAAUCAUAAAAGAAACAUGGGAACACAUUUUAGGGGUCCAACGCCACAGCUGCACAAUUCCUUUCCUAGAUACUAGACGUGUAAGAAUCUAGACGUCACCAUAUGACUGCAACGCAAACUCCUAGCUCAUCCUACCCAGGUACGUCUCUCCUACGUAUUAGCGCCAGGUGCCGCCCACAUUAGGCGGGACUCACUGUUGCUAGGAGACCUUCAACAAACCAUUCAGGAACCGGAGUUGUGAUAAGAUAAAUCACUUCUUUGAAAUAACGCAGCCAUGCCAAAAAAAGGUGGGAAAAAAUCGAGCAAGCUGAGUCGCAUGAGUGAAGAAGAGCGAUUGCUUUAUAUGCAGCAGAAAUUACUGGCAGAUGAGGAGCAGAGCAAAAAGAAAGAAGACAUGUUGAUGCAGUUUCUAAAGGAUAAACUUGCUAAAGAAGAGCAGAGCAGCAAAAUUAAUUUGACCAAGCUGAAUGUGCAGUGGCGCUCAGUCCUGCGGGAGGUGAAAACAAAAGAACUGCGCAAAGAUAUAGAGAUUCUUAGCCAGACCUUUGAAAGAGUUGUAGACUGCAAGGAAAGUGUUAUUAAGGCCUUAGCACAGGAUGUCGAAGAAGCCGAGGAACAGUAUGCUCAUGCCCUGCGUGGUCACCUUCAGAACAUUGAUCAGCUGUUGGACCUGCAGAGGGAGCGCCUUGCUUUGUUGCAGGAAGAAUAUCAACAAGAGUUGGAUGCCAUACAGAAAGAAUUUGAGACAGAAAGGAAGAUGAUCAUUCAACAAAAGGAGACAGAAGCUACUUACCUGCAAAAUGUUUUAUUGGCAAUGGAACAGAAUACUACAGAAAGUGAAAAUGAGGCCAAACUGGAGUAUCAGAGCAUGAGAGAUGAAAUAAAAAAUAAGAGUUUGGAAGAGAAGCAUGCCCUGCGAGUAUUGCUGGAAGGGAGUGUGGAAGAUCUCUGGAAGCAGUUUCAGGCGGCCCUCAAAAACUAUACAGACUCCACAGAGGACCGCAGGAUAACGUUUGAAACUCUAAAAGCUAAAGAUGAGAAAAGCGCUCAAGAAAUUCAGAUGCAAAUGAAAAAGCUACAGAAAAUUCAGGAUUCUAUAACAAGCAUUAAGAACCGCAUAACAACCCAUGCCAGAGAAAGUGAGGAACAGAAUCGUAGGCUGCGCGAAGAUAAGGAAGUUGUGCACAAGCAGUUCCAGAAACUAAAAAGUCAAAUGAACCAAGCCAGAUCUGCAGAGCACAGUCGCCUUGCUACCCUGACCAUGCAGAGCAAUGCUACCCUGAAGGAACUACAGCGCAUUAUAGAUAAGGGAGAAUCCAUACUUCGCCUGGCAGAAAUGUGCCGCAAACUGGAGACUGAGGAGGAGAAAGUCCUCCCAUUCUACCCAUCUUCCCUCAGUAAUGAAGACAGGGAGGAAGCAGAAAGGGCCAGCAUGGAGAAGCCAACAGUAGAGCUGGCUGUGCUGAUGCAGGAAUAUAGUGCCCUUGACCAAUUUUGGAAACGCUACAAUAAGGUUCUUCUGGAACGCUGGGCGUUAGAUCGUGAGAAAGCUGUACUGACGCAUGACAACCAGAAACUUCGAUACUUACUCAAACAGUACCUAGAUGGCAUCUCUGUGAGUGAUGAGGUGCUGUCGCAGCAAAAUCCACUACUGAUCCUUAACAAUCGCAGCAACCUGCAACAGAAGCCUCUGCCUGUUCCUGUUACUGACGCAAGAGUCCGACGGCCUGUCCAUAACGUUAUUGAAGCUGCUCAUAUUGUGAGCCAGACAUUAUGAACGCAUUGCAUCUGUCAUCCCUACACAUGCCUUUGUUCAUAAGGAGAUGCCAAUUACCAUGGAAUGUUUCUAUACCAAGUGCACUCUCUAUAAACCUCUAAAUGAAACAAAUAAUUUGAUAGUACUUAAGGGGUCAAUAUGCCUUAGUGAUAAGCAGGGUGGCUAUUCAUUUUAGACACAUGAUAUUCCUUCACUGCACGUGUGCAUCUAUAAAUAUAUGAGCAGGAGCUGCCUUCUAUGUGGCUGUCAGUAAUGGUUUUUUUAUUGCCAUCAAUGAAAAGCAACCAGGACAGGUAUCAGGAGAAAGCAGCUAUACAAAACGUAGUAUUGAGUGGGCCAUGAAUACUAAUAUAUAUUACUGUCACAUUAUGUCACAAGAACCCCAAAUGUUGUGCUUGUGCAAGGCCACAGAGGAACAAGUGUCACUAAUAAUCAUACAGUUCACCAUUGAUGCUGUCUUCUGAGCUGAGUCACAAAGCCUACACACCAGGAAUGGCUUGGAAAAGCCCAAAACACAGCAAUAAGAUUUCAUUUUCAUUUAAAGAGAUACUGACACCAAAAAUUAAACCUCUUUUAAAUCUA